AUGCCGGGGCUGCGGUGCAAGGGCGGCGGCAAGCCGGGCACCAGCGACGCCUACACCAUCAUCCAGCUGGGCCGCGAGAAGUACAGCACCUCGGUGGCCGAGAAGAGCACCGGCAACCCCGAUGGGCGUGAGGAGUGCGCCUUCGAGCUGCCCCCCGAGCUGGGCGCCCCGGCCCGCGGUGGCCUGGUGCUCACCGUCAUGCACCGGGCCCUGGUGGGCAUGGACCGCUUCCUGGGCCAGGCCCUGGUGCCCCUGGAGCCCACCCUGCAGCAGGGCCGCGCGCCCGACGAGCGGUGGCACAAGCUACACUCCAAGGCUGGGAAGAAGGAGAAGGAGCGUGGUGAGAUCCUGGUGAGCAUCCAGUUUACGCGCAACAACCUCACGGCCAGCAUGUUCGACCUGUCCAUGAAGGACAAGCCGCGGUCGCCCUUCGGCAAGCUGAAGGACAAGAUGAAAGGCAAGAAGAAAUACGACUUGGAGUCGGCUUCUGCCAUCAUCCCCAGCAGCAUGGGCGCCCUCGACAUGGAGGAUGACUACGACAUCGGGGGCAAGAAGUCCAAAGUCAAGGGCUUCUUCUUGAAGAACAAGCUGCGCAAGUCAUCCCUGACGCAAUCCAACACCUCCCUGGGAUCUGACAGCACCAUCUCUUCUGCCAGCCUGGGCUUGGCUGCAAAUGUUCCCGAGGUAACCAAAUCCCCGAGCAGACACAGCAGUCUGUCCACGGAGCGCUCUGUGAAAGACUACUUGCCAUCUCCAAAGCUGACCCACAAGAGAGCAUUCAGUGACGAUGUCUCCCAAGUCAGCCCGGUCCUGGAGCCCAAAGCAAUCCAAAGCCUGAAGCCAAAGAACGAUCCCGUGUCCCGGUCUUCCCUCUGCAUCAACGGGAGCCACGUUUACAGCGAUGAACCUGCACCAAAGAGCCCCGUGUCUGUCCCGCAGAGCUCUGCGCCGCUGUCCGUGCCCAGCGUCCCCAGACGGCAGGAGGAGGGCUUCGGCUUCACUCCCCUCCAUCCCGACUUCCACGAGGUGCCUUGGGGGAUCAGCAACUUUGAGAGGACACAGCAGAGAGACGAGCCCAGGUUCAUCCCGUCUCCUCCCAGCUUAGCCUUGCAAGAAGAGCUCAAGGUCUCCACGAAAGCCGUCACUCUCAGUAACCAUCUGGGCAGAGCCAAGAUGGAAGAAAACAGUCGCUUAGAGAACAAGCCGACUCAAGCUGCAACACCCAUGGUCUUCUCCACGGAAACGACGAAGGACAAACAACCUGAGGAAACGAGGAAGGAAGACAAGAAGGCGAAGGGCGGCCUCUUCCACCACGGGGGCAACAAGAGUGACGUGGGGAGCAAAGGCCAGGGGGAGAAAGUGGGAUUCUCCCACGACUCGUCCGUCCACGCGACGGCAGGGGGAGAUGAGAGGAAUAAAACCAGCGGCUGGUUCAGUUCAAAGGAGCCCAAAGAAUCCCCUCAGAAACCCAGUCCUCACCCAGUGAAACCCAUCAGCACUGCGGUGCAAGAGGUCUCCAGCGAGAAGAAGCAGCAGCACAGGUCCAGCCUGACGACCGCUCUGAGCAACGGCCUAGAGAAGCUGAAGACAGUCACCACGAGCAGCGUCCAGCCUGUGGCCCCAUCCUCUCACCUGGAGAAAACAGACUCAAAGAAGUUAAAGGAUCCCACCGUACUGGACCAGUCAGCUAAGUAUUAUCACUUGACCCACGAUGAACUCAUCCAGCUCCUGCUGCAGAGAGAGAAGGAGCUGAGCAAGAAGGAGGAGCACAUCCAUGAACUGGAGAACUACAUUGACCAGCUGCUGGUGCGCAUCAUGGAACAGUCUCCCACGCUCCUCCAGAUCCCGCUGGGGGAAAGCAAGACCAAGUAACCUCUCUCCAGAGACCAGCAUCACUUGCCUAGAGCACUUCUCCAAUAAACAGGCUGCAAACAUCCCUGCACUCCCCCCUGCUCUUACAAGAGGGCUCCAGUGGCUUCUGUUCGCAGAGUUUAGCAGGAAAGGUUAUCUGCUCCUUCCCAGCCCAAGCUUAUCCCAGCUCUGGCUCCAGGGAACUAUAGGGUGGCGGGUUGUCAUCCACCCUGUGGGGAGGAGCAGAGCCUUCCACACGAGGCAGAGGCCUUCUUAGGUUCCUGUUGUUGUGACCAAGUGGCCUCUUCUCAGGCACUCAUCCUGCCAAUGCUUUAAGUGGUCCAUGGACAUUUGAGAGCUGGAAACCAACCUCCUCGCCCAUGGCUUCAUCCUGCUACUGCUGCUCUUCUGCCCACGCUCCACAUCUCUUUUCUCUGAAGUGGUGUACCCUGGCUGAUGGAUGAUGUUAAAUUGGUUGAUGACAUCGGUGAUGCUUAAACUCAGUACGGGUCUACCACCGAGUUACUGUCCCCUGAGCCUGCUCGGCAGGGCAGCUAGGGGAAGGGGCUACUGUUGGAUGCCUCUUUCCCUUCCUGCCCCAUAUGUUGUACCCCCAAAUGAAGAGUCUUCGUCUGAAGAGCCAGCUCCAAGUUGUGCCAGUAUCUGACCGUAUGGGAGAUGCUACACAAAGCGACAGCGCCGGGGUCGGAGGCCGUAAAGGACUCAAGCCGACGUCACUGCCUGAUUGUGAGCGGUGCCGAUUCCUUCGCUGUGUGCAUGCAUAGUCUCGAUGCUGCCUCAGUUACCCAGCUCAAAACUGAACUUGCAAUACGGGAGAAGGGCCAGUGAUGGUUUGUGCACCAUCAGUACUGCAGGAGACCUUCUCGCACGCCACCCAACCUGUCACCGGGCUGGCUGGCACCAGUGUGCCCUGGGGGGGACUCCUGUAUGUAUAAACCACAGCUGAAUUUUCUACUCAGUAUUACACUCCCUCUUUCCUGCGUCCACAGGAAUUGCUUUCCACUGGCUGUCCCCCCCACCAUUGACUUUCUGUCAUCUUUCUCAAUGCAACAGGAAAAUGCCAUUGGGACCGAAGCUCGUGUGCAGAGAAGGAGGUCUGACCGCCUGGCCACCUCUAUGCAUGACAUCCUGCUAGGUCAGGCAGCUGUCAAACACUCUCUGUCAAAGCUAGCAAUUCAGUAAUCGUCGUAGACCCCCUUCAAGCCAGUAUUAGUGCCAAACACCGCUUGAAUCGUAUCACAUACACAUGCCAGCGUCAGCUCUCUGGCGGCUUGGGCCCACCCUUAGGCAUUGUAGGCCACCUCUCUCGGGAGUUGAAUGCUUCUUGCUGCUAACUGUUGAGUGACCGUCCAAAGGCCUCUGAUUUAUGCGGUUUAACAACCGUGGAUAGUGUUAGCCUGAGGCUGGUGAGCGAUGCUCCUGGCCACACCGGAGUACAGCGCAGCUUUUGAUUUGGAGAUGCUGUGGAAGGAUACAGAAAGGAUGUUGCUCCCUCUCGUUCUGCCAGGAUUUUGACUAGAGAAGGUGCCCGUGCGGGCGGAGGGUCGGUUGGCGUGGGACUUGAGCUGUCUUGACAUGUAAGGCAUCUUCUCUCUCCUGUACAUCUCCCAAAGUUACUGGAUUCUUUUAAAACCUUCGUAUUGUAUACCAUGACUUUGAAAAAUCGUGCCUUUUGCAAUAGGAUGAUAGCAGUUUCCUACCAAAAAAGGCUCUGAAAUCCAAUUCUCAGUUCAGCGCAGCCCAUCUUGGGCAGCUUUCUCUUCCGUUUGCCUGCUAAUCUGAACUAGGGUUAUUUUUAAACGCAGACAGCAGAGCCUUCCCAUCCCCGUGUGUGCAGGUUGCUUUUGGUCUUUGGCAGGAGUGCUGCACGGGCAGCUCACGUGACACGGGAGGCAGAGAUAUUAAGAGAUGACACUGGAGGAAGAGCAGGCCAAAUGUUCCAAGACAAAAUAUGGCCGGAUAAAGACAAUAUUGGGUCAUGCUCGAAGUCUGAGGUUGGAGAAAGUAGGCUGUCAGAGUAAGAGGUAUCAGGUGAAGAGGAGAUUUGGCGUUGCUGUCACUGACAACGUUUGGUCAUAUCUAGCCUGUAGACCAUCACAGGAGAAGGAGGAUUUGUCACCUGGGAAGAUACUGGCUACGAGCCUUUAGUUCCUACCUGCCUUCGCCCCUCGUAGGAAGUAAUCUGGGGUUUCGCACUUCUCUACUUGCGUCUUCAUGUUCCUCCUCCCUCUGUGUGUCUCAGGUGCAGGGACUUUGUUUCUGGUGUACAAUGUGAGGGUCUGAGGGAAGGUGUUUCUCUCUCCUUAUAGAACAGUACCAGAAACAUCUCUCUGCCUGUAUAAUCAAAAGAUCCUAUGGCCUGAGAGCAGCGUUCCUUUUCUGGGUGGAUAUCUCUCGUGGAGAAGCCCUCCCUUUUAUCUGAAAGCAGGCAGGGAGGAGUUGUGGACAGCCAGAAAGCAGUCCAGCGUCAGAAGAGCGGCGUGGCGCGGGCAGGAGGGCCGGGAGAAGGGGCAGCCCUGCUGACCGGUGGGGAUGCUGAGCGGUGAAGGCUUAUGUCAAGCGGGCAUUAGUAAGGGGGAGGCGUAGAGCUGAAAUCUCACACGAAGGCCAGUGGCUCACGCUGGCUCUCCGCUCCCUGAAAAAUAGCUGCUUCCUGGGACUUCUCCCCCGUCACCGAUCGGCGUCGUAGGUGCUCCCCACACACAAGUGCCAAUGUUUAUAAGGAUCUUGCUGCACCUCCUCCCUGCCUUCUCCCCCUCCCUUCCAUCGCGUUUCACCGCCUCCCUAAUCCCCCCUCUGCCUUAGUCAGCUCUGCCUUUUUUUUCUCUCCAAAGCUUGAAUGUUUUGCACUUUAUAUAUUCAAGUUAAUCUCAGAGCUACAGCAGGCUGUAUCGGGUGUACGGCCUUUUCAGCAAUACGUGCUUCCUCCCGUGUCCUGCCUCCGUUGCAGCGGCGCACCACAGUCCCCGAAAUGCCUUCCACCGCAGGAGCCCGUGCCGUCUCGGAGGAGGCUGGAGCAAGCAGGGCUAAAAUGUUCUCGCCUUGACUUUGCGAUAGCAGAGCAUCUCCAAAGGCUGAGGCAGGGGUACGGCACGGGUACCUUGGCAUCGCACAUGAGACGGGGGGCUAUGGAAAAAAAACAAGCGGUGAGGACAGCCAAGGCUGCCCUGAUGUUUCGUGUCUGUCCUCGAGCGUUCAGAAGUCCAGAGCUCUCUACAAAUGACGACUUGUGCUUAGGAAAAGGCAUCUUAAAGAUGCUUCUGUCUUCGUUCUCUGUUUCUCCACCCCGCUGUCCUGCAAGUGUGGGGUUUUUUCCCCCACCACACAGUUUUUAUUCUCUGAAUAAGAGCAAGCAAGUUUCGCUACGCCACACAACAGCACUGAAGCCGGAGUCUGCAUAAUUUUUUUGUUAAAACCUCUAAGUUACCAAUGGGAAAUGGUUUUGAGGACCUAGAUGUUUUCUCGUAGAGGGGGGGAUGAGAAAAAGAAGCGGGGGAAACGUUCUCAAGUUGCUCAUGUCCCGAAUCUCCAUAUUUAGCGAUUUAUUUGCAAAAAUAGGGAGGCGAGCAGCACUUCUGGUCAGUGUGCAGGGUAACACUCCGAGGUCUGUCGCUCUUUGCUGAACCAAGCAGACGAAAGGGUUUUGAUGGGCCAGCAGCAGCUUUUCACUGGUUCCGUUUUAAACACGGCCAUAACAAUUACUCUGGAUUUUUCUUUUGCCUCCUGGUCUUGUCUUUCUCUUUCAGUGCUCGAGCUGUUUCACAAGGUCUUCCGCAGGGUGCUGUUCCUCACAGCUGUGCUCUGCUUUUGUUGUCAGCCCACAACUGGGUUUCUUGCUUUUUAAGAACUCUGGCCAAGUGAUUUAUUUUUGCCUUGACUGGCCCUUCUGGCCCAGAGUCAUGGGCCAGAAGAACCGCCAAGGUAUAUCCUUAAACUGGAACUAAACCUGAAGGGAUGCGGAUACUGAAGUGUCACGUAGACUCAGCCUUAUGACUUGUCUGUGAAGAAACCGCCGUGUGUUUCGUGUUAUAAACGUGGGGUGGAAAAACAUCCCAAAACGGGAGAGAGAAGCGUCAGGGUUUUCGGAGUUGUUGAUUUCCCUGUACUUCACGUUCGCAGGAAGUGGGUUCUGUGUGUUUCGUGUUUUAAUAGUUGCAACUAAUGUUUAUAAAGAGCUUGUUAU
This is a messenger RNA of Aptenodytes forsteri (emperor penguin), 6055 nucleotides long. RefSeq names its product RAB11 family interacting protein 5 (gene RAB11FIP5). The transcript is spliced from 6 exons. Gene Ontology annotation, molecular function: small GTPase binding. The coding region runs from base 1 to 1872 and encodes 623 amino acids. Gene Ontology annotation, biological process: regulated exocytosis. Gene Ontology annotation, cellular component: mitochondrion; secretory granule; phagocytic vesicle. NCBI's taxonomy places the organism in Eukaryota, Metazoa, Chordata, Aves, Sphenisciformes, Spheniscidae. The record is from RefSeq and is a predicted model, not a curated record.